Darwinula stevensoni is the source of this 1023-nucleotide messenger RNA. NCBI's taxonomy places the organism in Eukaryota, Metazoa, Arthropoda, Ostracoda, Podocopida, Darwinulidae. The record is from the annotation of a GenBank genome assembly.
AUGGAUAGAGAGGAGGAAAGGGAACCUUUCUGCUUGAUGUGCCUGGCUUUCUCCCCAACCAUCCCAUUCCUUGUCCCUCCCUUGGGGACUCUCCUAUUUCUCCUGCCUCCUUCUCCUUUUUCUUUCACCCACUCCACUUUCCCCUCUCCAGCUUCCCCAUUCUUUCAUCCUCCUUGGAAGGACUCCUCACCUCAUCCUCUCUUACCCUGCAUCCCCUUCUGUCUUAACCUCUCUUGCCAGUUGUCCUGCAGUUUAUGUUUGUGUGCCUAUGGCUGGUCUCCCCAUUGGAGGCUCAUUCCUGGGUCCAGAUCUGAUUGUCAACAGGUGCUUGUAUGCUCCUUGAUUCCAGAAGCAGGAGGCACCACUACUCAAGAGACAUCCAAUCCACAUUACAGGGUGAUCUGUGAGGAGAACACACGAAGCAGUACAAUGCUGAGAUUCCAUGAUCUUGAUGAGACCCUGGAGGCCCCCAAGGUAGUUGGAGUCCAGGGAACCAUCAAGGCACGGAUGGAUGGUGGAUCUAUGGAAAUCAAGAUGGGUUUUGGUGGCAAAAUGCUUCUCACAGAGGGUACAUUGACGCACGUGCAUGGGACGUGCCUCAUGCAUAAGUGUCGAAUUCAAGUGAAAAAGUCCUCCUUCUUCCUUAUCUACGAUCUUCAAGAGGAAAUCGGUAGAGAUGGUCGAGGCCGGCUUCCACUUGAGGAGGGACUUGCAAACCCCAGGCGUGUAGGGUUCAUUCACCGGUUGGAAGAUGAGGCCAUCCGAUUGGUGGACCAGAUUGUUUUUGGCUUCCGAGAGGUCGUAGAAUUCCUUGGUUUGGAUGUCGAAACAUUCAUUGCUCUCAUCAAUGAGGCCUUCAGUCUUCGCGGCUUGCCUUGGUUCAACAAUCUCACGACGAAUGCAAGUCAACCUCUUAUUGAAGUCCUCCUGUCCCACAUGCCGUCCUUGGAAGCGGACGACGUCAAAGAUGAGCUGAAAAAGGAAUAUUACCGGCACCUGGACAAGCCAGCUUGCGAUGCGUAA